Molecule: messenger RNA, 1747 nt
Organism: Homarus americanus (American lobster)
Lineage: Eukaryota; Metazoa; Arthropoda; Malacostraca; Decapoda; Nephropidae
Product: hemicentin-1-like
Exons: 8
Coding region: 492-1448 (318 amino acids)
Biological process (GO): synapse organization
Cellular component (GO): neuron projection membrane
Source: RefSeq, a predicted model, not a curated record
CCACCUUCCUCGUUCCAGCAGAAAAAAUAAUUGAUAAAAAAAAACCCAAGUGUUUUUUUUAGGGGUAGAGAGUAAAAAAAAAAUGAAAAAACUAACAAAAUAUCAACUAAAGGUUUGAAAGAACAGAACACACCCACAUACAAAACGACUGAGGGUGUGGCUGAUUAAAAACAUUGGAACAAUACUUGAAAAAAAAAACUCUCAAAGACUUAAAAAAAAAACAAUUAUCUAUCAAUUUUUUUAAAAGUGUUACUACCUGAGGUUUUUUUUUUUUUACCUUAACUGAGAAACAUUAAUAAUGACAUAGUGCGACUGUUAUAAACUUGUGUGGCGAUAAGAAACAGAGAAAGAAGAAGGAAGACUAUUGGAGCAUUUUUUUUUAAUACAUUGUGUCGACUCUUCUACACCUCGAUUGUACUAAACUUCUUUAUCAGGGCCCUUGACUCACUACCAGAUCAGCACCAGAGGUGGAGGAGAACACCUGAGCAGCCAUGGCCAUCACCUUCACUGCCAUAGUCACAACAGCCAUACUUAUAUCCAGUGUGGCCCUGGCCAACGACGCGUCAGAGUGGCCGGAUGAACUACGAGGUGCGCCGCCCAUCCAGUACUCCACCCUCAGCGGCCCUGCCUUCCUUAACUCCUCUUCAAAUUCCGUCAGUGUCGUAGCCGGAGCCACAGCCCUGUUGCCUUGUGGCAUUAGGAACCUCCACAACUACACGGUGUCGUGGGUGCGAGGGAGGGACAUCCGGCUCCUCACCUCCAGCUCCGCUACCUACACGACCGACACACGCUUCGUGGCGGUGAACCCGUCAGGAGGACAGCAGUGGAUCCUGAAGAUACACUACGUCAGGAAAAGUGACGCUGGUGUCUACCUGUGCCAGGUGUCCACCACGCCACCAAUCAGCCUCAACGUCAACCUUUCAGUCCAAGAGGCAAUAGCGAGCGUGUUGCCAGGGCGGGAGGUGUACGUGCAGAGCGGGAGUCGCCUGGAGGUGGUGUGUCAGGUGGAAGGUUGUCCUCCUCCGGCACUGCUCUCCUGGACGAGGGGCGGCCAGGCGGUCCUCACCCCAGAAUCCAACACCUACGACCUGGCCCAGAGCAACGGGACGACGCCCAUCUCCCGCCUCGUCCUCGCACGCCCACACGCCACCGCCUCGGAUUCAGGCAACUACAGCUGCACUUCCACCUGUACUAAGCCUAUCAACGUCACAGUACAUGUGUUGCGAGGGGAGGAAUUGGCAGCCAUGCAGCACCACAACACAUCAGCGCCCGGAGCUCUACCUUGCAGUGCGCUGGCGUGUCUGUUGGCAGCGGCGGCAGUACUGUUACACGGGUGCUGGCCAGUGAGUCUCCUGCUGCUGUUGCCCCGCCCUCACCCUCUCCCUCAGCCUGUUCCUGCUGCCUGGAGGUCCGCCACCCUCCUCUCCCAGACUCUCACAAUUAGCUGAGACGGUGAUUGUGGAGACUGAGAGAUGGAGGAGAGGCAGGUGUACUGACACGAGUUCUCUCCAGGUGAGUACAAGUUUGGCUGUGAUGAUGAGAUCUCUAUACCCUUCUUGCACGGAGAAGCUCACUAACACCCCCCCCCUACCCUUACACCCACAACGUCACGUCACCUUGAUGUUCAUUUUCCAUGAAAGUGAUUUUUUUUUUUUUGGGUCGCCAUUUCAUAAAUUAUGGAUAUGAAUUUCCUAUUUAUAAUCCUGUGGAAUAAGUGUGAAAAAUAAAUAUAUAUAUACUUGGUAUA